AGUCGCCGGCGACACACAGACACGCCGAUAGAUACUAAGUGUCAAUGGCGGCAACGAGGCCUGGAGUGGGAGAGGCCGCAGAGCGCAGGAGCGGGGAGCAGCGAGCAUGGCGAGCCCAUGGGACAGCCCUUCGACCAGCCUGUGGGGCACGCUGGGGCAGGCCUCCAACGUGGCGCAGCUGGUCGGCGUGGACGCGCUGGGGCUGGUCUCCAUGGUCGUGCAGGCCGCCCUGGCGGCGCGCCGCCACCGGGACGCCUGCGUGCGGCUCGCGCAGCACGUGGAGCUCGUCGGCGGCCUGCUCAGGGAGCUGGAGCUCGCCGAGCUGAUGCGGCGGGAGGCCACCAGGCGGCCGCUGGAGCAGCUCCGCGGCGCGCUGCGGCGGUGCUACGAGCUCGUCACGGCGUGCCAGGACUGCGGGUACCUCCGCCGCCUGCUUCUGGGUGCACGGAUGGCCGACGAGCUCCGCGCCGCGCAGCACGAGAUCGACAUGUUCAUCCGCCUCAUCCCGCUCAUCUCCCUCGUCGACAAUUCGACAAACAGUCGUCGUGCCAAGGCCGAGGAGGGGGUGCUCAGUGUUGUCACAGACAAUUCAAGUAGUCACAUCAGGAGUGUGUUGAAACCAUCUCCAGCAAGAGCUUUGGAAUUCUCCGAAAUAAAGGUUCAAGGAGCUACUGAACUUUGCAUUGUUGAAGAAAAAACAUCUGUAGGAAAAGUUAACAUGCAAGAACAGAAAAUCUUCAACAUUGAAGAACUCACUGAGCUUUGUACCCGUAUAGAAGAAACUUGUGUGGGAUUUGCAAAGUUCAACUUCUUUCAGAUCGUGGAUGCUACAGACAAUUUCUCAGAGAGGAGAAUACUUGGGCUUGGUGGAUUCGGUACAGUUUAUAAGGGUCAGUUGCCCAACGGACUUAUGAUUGCCAUCAAAAGACUUGAUGAGCAUGCAACCGUAUUUGAUUUCGAUAGUGAAUUGCAGCUUGCGAAGCUUCAGCAUGCCAAUCUGACUAGGUUGCUAGGGUGGUGCAUUCAUGGGAAAGAAAGGAUUCUUGUCUAUGAGUUCAUGCAAAAUGGUUCCUUGGACCAUUACAUAUCAGAAAGAACAAAAGGACAAGUGCUGGACUGGUCUAAGCGAUUCAAGAUAAUUACAGGGUUAACAGAGGGCCUUGUUUACCUGCAUAAAGGCUCCAUGUCCUGCCUUGUCCAUAGAGACUUGAAACCACAUAAUAUCCUCUUGGAUUAUAACAUGAGCCCGAAGAUUGCUGAUUUUGGAUCAGCUAGGACACUGAGUUCAGAUGUAGCAGAAGAGCGCACGAGUAGGGUUGUGGGAACCAGUGGUUACAAAGCUCCAGAGUAUGCAUCUCAAGGAGUUUACUCGCUGAAGACAGAUGUGUUCAGCUUUGGCAUCUUGGUUCUGGUGAUUAUUAGUGGCCGAAAGAAUACCAUACUCAACAAGCAAGGGGAUACUGUUGGUGAUCUUGUACGAGAUGCCUGGCAUAUGUGGAAGGACCAAAGGUUGCAUGAGCUUGUGGAUCCGUUGUUAGGGGACAGAUAUGAAGUCGCUGAGAUAACGAGAUGCGCUCAAGUGGCACUGCUUUGUGCCCAGGAAGAUCCAGCAGACCGGCCUGCCAUGACAGAUGUUGCUGCAAUGCUGAACUCUGAAAACAUAAGCUUACCAAUGGAGCCUAAGCAGCCCACCGCGCUGAUCCAUGGGUGUGCCGACAGAGACACGGCAUCGACAUACAUGAGCCAAUCAGGCAGGACAAUAGACAUAACCAUAACGAGUUCAGCUCCAAUGUCGACUAGAGUUCGAAUCAUUCUAGACCCGGAGGUUUGAUAUGACGGAGAACAUUCAGUAGCGUAUAUAAUAGUAAAAAAAAUGUAAGUGAGGAUUAUGGGCUUUUUAUGGCUCAGGUAUCGUACAUAUUUGAGAUAUCAAAGAUCAGUUAUGUGGAGUAAAAAUAAACAUGUGUGUGUGUGUGUGUCGUACCAGCUACCAGACUGAUUUUCCAUGAGCUACAUUGUAAUUCAAACGUAUAAUGUUUUUUUUCUGCUGCUACUCUA
Triticum urartu is the source of this 2058-nucleotide messenger RNA. Its product is annotated as putative cysteine-rich receptor-like protein kinase 20. NCBI's taxonomy places the organism in Eukaryota, Viridiplantae, Streptophyta, Magnoliopsida, Poales, Poaceae. The record is from RefSeq and is a predicted model, not a curated record. Gene Ontology annotation, molecular function: protein kinase activity; ATP binding. Gene Ontology annotation, biological process: cell surface receptor signaling pathway; protein phosphorylation.